AUGGGAUCUAAGUUAAGGAAUGCUGCGGACUCUAUCGGAGAGCUUACCAGCUGUGACAACACUCAGCUACAAUCGUUUGCGGCCCUAGCAAAAGCAGCCUACGGAAGUGACGUCACCACAUGGUCUUCUGCCGUGAUAUCUAACAUUGGAAUAACAAUCGGUGGUUUGCAAACCAGUGAUAUUAGUCUGUUAUCGACCACCCAGAUCAAUGCUAUCGACUCCAACCACAUCUCAUAUAUCCCGGCUGAGAUAUUUGCAGGCUUCUCCGUGGACCAGUUCAUGACAUUUAGUACUUCUCAAGCAUCUUCAACAACAUCUGAACAGAGGGCAGCUCUAAGUUCGGCCCAGCUCGCUGCUCUUUCCCUUGAUUUCAGUACAUCAUCUGAAAAUGGCGCUGGUUCAAUUACAGUCUGCGGGAUACUGUUUUUACUUCUUCCACUGGUAAUGGUGUACCAUCGGCAAAAAUGA
Messenger RNA from Ylistrum balloti, 468 nucleotides. Its product is annotated as otoancorin-like. The transcript has 5 exons. Gene Ontology annotation, cellular component: cell surface. Bases 1 to 468 code for a protein of 155 amino acids. Gene Ontology annotation, biological process: cell-matrix adhesion. The record is from RefSeq and is a predicted model, not a curated record. NCBI's taxonomy places the organism in Eukaryota, Metazoa, Mollusca, Bivalvia, Pectinida, Pectinidae.